CAACAGGUACAUGAGUCCUAGGUACCAGACUUUACAAUCGGCGACGCUACUUUGCAGCUUGUGGACUGCCUUAAUGUCUGUCUCCCUUGCGAUUUGCCACAUUUGUCGACGCGCGCCAGACGCCCCAUUGAGAGUGGUGCCCCACAAAUAACCAAUACAUCUACAUCAUUUGUUCUACGGACUUCAGUUCUUUUGCCAGAUGGAGUCCAAACACGAUCUAGAUCCUCAGGUAUCAGAGAACAGCUGCGAUUCUGUGCACCGUAAAGACGCGAACAUCGACAGCCUCACUCGACUGGUGACAGAGUUGAAAGCGAGCGUAGCGGAAAGAGAUGGUAAAAUUAACCAUUUAAGAAAAGAGCGGGACGAUGGUAGAUUUCAUAUACAAAAACUAGAGAAAGAGAAGGAAACGCUUCACAGCAAGCUCUUGUACCAGCAGAUGCGAGCAGAAACUCUGGAAAAUGAAGUUGAACGAAUAACGAGGUCUUCUUGUUAUGACGGCAGUGAAGAUGAAAUUGAUGGAAGCAAAGCGUCACUGCAUAUACCAGAAGAUGACUUGACAGAUGCGGCCGUGACAAUCACGCAACAACAAACUGAGGCUUUGACAGAAAACCACGCUCAAUCAUGUGCUGUUAGCGCAACUAAGGUAACGCAACAACUGCGUGACCCUGAGCUGAAUGAACAAAUCAAACGCUUGAAGCAACUAUUAGACCUUCGAAUGGACCAACACAGAAACCAUCUGAGAACCUUCAAGGAGAACAGCGACAAAGCUCAUGGUGUUUAUGCAGAAAAACAGCUUGUCGCUAUGGCAACUGUACAGCAGACUCUGGUUGGCUACCUGGAAUGGGAAAGCCAUGAGCUUGAGCAUGCGCAGAAGACAGACGAGCUUGAGCAUGCGCAGAAGACAGACGAGCUAGAGCAUGCGCAGAAGACAGACGAGCUUACAGUGGCGCUGAGCAACAUCGUAGAUAGGUUACAACAGAGUCAUGAACCGAAGCGAAUCAAGUCAAGCAGGAAAGAGAAGACGUCUUUACCUUUAAAAUUUAUCGUUUUCAUUCUUGCCCCUGUGUUACUAAGUGUUAUGUGUUAUUGUGCCUUUUUUUCUCAUGCCCAAAAUUAGCUGAGCAGUCUACAAUACUAGGAACUGUCCGUCCCGUUAUUGUCUGGACUUCGCGUAUAAUUUAUUAGCUUAAUGGAGCUCAAGGUUAGGUUGGCGGACGCGCCUGACAAACGUACUGCCAGUGAAAUGUGAUGAUCAUCAUUUCACAAAAAUGAAAACAAUCCUUCGUCUUCUCUUACUGCACAUUAAUGAAUGAGGUUCUCUGUAGCUUGAAGGUUAAAGGACAGGAUCAUAGCAUGACCUCCCCCCACUUCGUGUUAGUGGCGUCUACCUCCCUUUAGAAGAAACUAAAUUUUCCACUAACGGUCAUCAAGGGAGGUGGUCUAGGUAUCUAUGUCUACGUAGCUUUUUAACCUAAAAUAAAUAUUGUAAUGUAAUGAAUCGUUUUCGAGGUAUUCACCCCUCUGUAACAGACCAAGCGAAACCGAUAUUUUCGUCGGGUUUUGGGGAACUCACCGGGUUUGAAAUUUCCACCGGAUCAGCUUUUAUUGAUUACCCCCGGUCACUCAACUUACUCGUCGGGUAAGAAAGAAACUGUUCGGGUCUAAGCCUCCCCGGGUGCCGGGAACUAAGAGCUCGUCCGGUAGGGGGGGAAUUUCCGUCGGGUCGGGUUUCGCCGAGUCUGUUACAGAGGGGUGUAGGUAUGUUAUUUAAAAAUAGAUUAUAGCCUGCUACGUCUAGUGUGAUUCCAUCGUUAGCAUAAUAUACAAAUAAACACAACAGGAACAUUCCAUUAUUAAGGGAGAGGAGAAAGCAACUUAUUGUAUUUAGUUACUUGUAAUUUGGUGCCAGAUGGUUUAAGAUAAUCUCAUGCUUUCUAAAACUAUAUAAAUUACUAGUGAAAGAAAAAGCGGCUUUAGUUUCAAAUAGUGACCGCGUGUGAGCAGAUAAAAAGUAUAAAGAAAAUAUCUGGGAAGAACACAGUAAAUUAACAAGUAAGUUAA
Nematostella vectensis (starlet sea anemone) is the source of this 2061-nucleotide messenger RNA. RefSeq lists its product as uncharacterized. The transcript is spliced from 3 exons. Bases 200 to 1117 code for a protein of 305 amino acids. NCBI's taxonomy places the organism in Eukaryota, Metazoa, Cnidaria, Anthozoa, Actiniaria, Edwardsiidae. The record is from RefSeq and is a predicted model, not a curated record.